AUGGCCGUCGGCACGCCGGCAGCAGCAGAGAAGAAGGCAGCGACAGACAAAGAGAACGACGACGCGUUGCUGGCCGUCGCAACCCUCACGAGAACACCCAUCCUCAUCACGGACCACGUCGAGGCGGAUGCGGCGGUGACCGAAAUAGUCACAGCGCUGCAGCAGCCCGGCGCGCGCAAGGUCAUCGCCGUCGACUGCGAAUGGAUCGGCGAGCAGAAGCUCGGCGCCGACGUGGUCCAAAUCGCCGCUUCUACCGGCCCGCUCUACGUCUUCCACGUCGCGCGCAUGCGCCACUUCCCGCGGGGCCUGAAGCAGCUCCUCGCCGACGAGGCCUUCGCCAAGGUCGGCUGCUGCCUCUGGGAACUCGCGCGCGUCGUGCUCCGACGACGGCUCCCCAAGGGCCCCGCGCAGACGUCGAACUGGAAGCAGGCGCUCGACGCCGACCAGCUCGCCUACGCGGCCCUGGACGUCGAGGUGACCGUGGCCAUCCACGCCGCGCUCAUCGCGCUGCCCGCGCCCGCGGCGACGCCCGAGGACCUGGCCGAGCUCGCGGCGGCGACGGCGCGAAAAGUCCGGGAGCCGCCGAAGAAGAAGGCGAAGCCGCUCCCCAAGGGCCAGAAGACCAUGGCGGCCUUCUUCAAGCCCAAGGCCUGA
Messenger RNA from Aureococcus anophagefferens, 654 nucleotides. RefSeq lists its product as hypothetical. Gene Ontology annotation, molecular function: nucleic acid binding. Lineage: Eukaryota; Pelagophyceae; Pelagomonadales; Pelagomonadaceae. The coding region runs from base 1 to 654 and encodes 217 amino acids. The transcript is spliced from 2 exons. The record is from RefSeq and is a predicted model, not a curated record.